Triticum dicoccoides is the source of this 1412-nucleotide messenger RNA. Its product is annotated as anamorsin homolog. The record is from RefSeq and is a predicted model, not a curated record. NCBI's taxonomy places the organism in Eukaryota, Viridiplantae, Streptophyta, Magnoliopsida, Poales, Poaceae. Gene Ontology annotation, biological process: iron-sulfur cluster assembly. Gene Ontology annotation, cellular component: cytoplasm. Gene Ontology annotation, molecular function: iron-sulfur cluster binding.
GCCGUUCCCUCUCCUCGCGCACGAGUCGGCCCCUUCCUCCCGUUCUCCUCCACGGCUCCACACCGUGCGUCGGGCGCCGCCGCCGCCACCCAGCGUGAGCACGCAGCGACGCCGCCAUUCGCAUCGCUUACCCGUGAACACGCGGCGGUCCUCUGCCACCCCCUGCUCGAGGCCGCCCGUCUCGCGCCCCCACCAGCCGCCGCCGGCCUCGCCUCACCUCUCUCGGUCCGUCGUUGCUACGAAGGAAGAAUCCGCCGGAGGCAGGAACGAGGACCUCCUCGAGCAGGUGAUUCGAUCCGGGUCCAUGGCGGCGGCGGCGGCGCUCGCGGUCACGGACGAGCUGGCCCUGCCGCUUCGCGCGGUGGGGUGCCUGGCGGCGGCCGCCGGGGUCUCGCGGGAGGAGGUCGUCGUCAUCACACAGUGCGCCUCGCCCGGUGGGAAGUUUCCUUUUGAUGAUGCAUCCGUUGGUGCUGUCCUGUCUGUCAUUAAAAAUGUGGAGAGCUUCGGGGAGCAGUUGGUUGCUGAAAUUAGCCGAGUGCUGAAAGCUGGUGGAAUUGUGCUGGUACAGAGCUUCACACCCUCCUCUGAUCAGAAGCUAAACAAUUAUAUCGAGCGCCAACUACUCAUGGGCGGUUUUGUUGAAGUGAACGCUUCUGCUACAAGCUCACAGGAUGGCGUGCAGUCUGUUACUAUCAAGGCAAAGAAGCCAUCUUGGAGUAUGGGUUCUUCCUUCCCCCUGAGAAAAGCAAUAAAGGCUCUUCCAAAGAUUGAAAUCGAUGACGACGAUGAACUGAUUGAUGAAGACAGCCUCUUGACCGAGGAAGACUUGAACAAACCACAGCUUCCAGUUGGUAUAGCCAACAAACUCUGACCUUGUUUAAUUCUUGUGAAGAUGUUUAAUUCAGGCAGGGCUGAGGCUGAGCAGAAGAUGGAGAAGCUGGGGCUGACUGCAGAACAGAUCGAUAACCCCGUGUCAGCUUGUGGCAGUUGUGGGUUGGGCGAUGCGUUCCGUUGCAGCACUUGCCCAUACAGAGGCCUGGCACCGUUUAAGUUGGGAGAGAAGGUCACCUUGUCUGACAACUUCCUUUUGGUCGACAUAUGAUGGCGGAGAGCAGCCGCGGAUGCGAAAUGGCUUGUUCAGUUUGUUGGUUCGUUAGAAAGGAAUCUACGUUUUUCAUGGUAAAGCAUGGACGAUGGUGGUUACAGCAAAAGAAGAUAACGCGCUUGGAAUGGGGUAGCUUGUGUUAGCCUGUCGUGCCCUGCAGUCAGUUCCCAGGUUGAGGUGAGAGCGGAUCGUGAGUGCGUUUUCUAUUUGGGACGAGUACUAUACAUGUCAAGUAUGCUGCAAUGACGAUGUUUGCAUAUACUAGUAAUCUUGCACGCGCAAUUCUAUUAAAAGAGAAGUUACGUAA